GACUUCCCCUACCCCGCUUCUCUCGGAUAGGCGGCGAACUGAAACCUUGCAGACUUGAGUCCACUUCAGAGUUUCGGACUUUCUCGAACUUUGUCAAACUCUAUUCUCUGGCCUCCAGAGGUUGAAACUCUUCAACUCUUCUCGCGCUGACACUGUGCAGGCUUUUGUCUCUUUUGUUUUUAGACAAUGAAUUGUCAGCUACCUUUCCCUGGAGUACAGUUAUCAGUUUUAUUUAUCAUAAGCUUCUCUCUUGCUCAUGGAUAUCCGCCAAGUCUGUUUCAGGGCAGCGCGUAUUCAGGAACCGUUCACAGGCACAGAAAUAAAAACUGGUGCGCUUUUAUUGUCCAAAAGAACGUAAGCCGCGCAGUUCAAGGCAGCGUGGAAAGUCACGUUGGACCUGAAGCCGCGCGCUGUCCCGAACAUCAGCCUGACUGUGAGCCACAAAUGAUAUACCGUACUCGAUUUCAGCCGACUUACAAGAUAGCAUACAAGACUGUGACUGAGCUAGAAUGGAGGUGCUGUCCAGGAUACCAGGGCCCAGACUGCAGAGAACUGAAAGACUCUCCAAAUGGACAGAUAGCAUAUCCACAAUCAAACCCACAGCAGGCUCAGCAUGGACAAAGUCGACCUGCACAAAGGCCAGAACGACGAGAAACUGGACAAUAUGACAUCAGACGAACAGCUGACAAAACACGCAUAUUGGAGGAAGAAGUACAGCGCCUCUCACAGACGGUUCUGGAUCUUCAAGCAGCCAUGACAGGUAUGGCUAAAAACCUGAGAACAGACUUACAGGAGGACACCAGCAAGAUGCUCAUUACUCUCCUCAGUGACAGGACCUCACCUGACAGCACAAGAACAGGAGGCACGGAGGAGAGUGUGGUGCAUCUGGAUGGCCACCAGGCAAUGAGAGGCCACACCCAUGGGGAAAGAGAAAUGAAGACAUUGUUGGCCAAGCUCAACGAUAUGACAGAUGCUCUCAAAAGCAAAGACGAAGCUCUUGAGGAACUGCGGGGAACAGUGACAGGGCAUGACGGGCAGAUACGAAUGCUUAUGGAUAGUUCCUCUCAAGGCCUACCAGUCACAGGUGCUGGAGCUCCAGAUAUAGACAUCCUUCAGACUUAUAUUGAUGGGAAAUUUGAGAAGCUCAAGAAGGAGCUUGUUGUAAACAUGGAAGAAGAGAUGGCCAAGCUGAAAAAUGCAUGUGAUGAAAGGAUUCAGUCUCUUCAAAAAACAUGUGAAGAUGGAAAGGACAACAGCUAUGUGAGCCUUACUGAUCUAGUGCACAACAAGGAAGCGGAGCUUAGAAAGGAGAUACGUGAGAUCAGAUUAGAUUUGUCCAUGUCAGAUGGUCUAUUGCGCCCAAACCAGCAAACAACCAUCGGAAUAGAUGACAGUAACUAUGAUGACUUGAGGAGGGAACUUAUUCGAGUGGUGGAGGCCCAUCGUGUCCUUAAUGCCAGAGUGGACAAUGAGCUAGAGCAUCUGUCCUCACUGAAGAUAGAAGAUGUGCUCGGGUCACGCUUAGAGGACCUGGAGGACAGGAUGAAUGUCACUGAGAGGAACGCAGAGACUUAUUGCUUCUAUGUUGAUGAAAAACUUACCAAGGAAAUUAUGGAUGAAGUAGCUAUGUUACGUCAACUCCUGGACCAGAAACUCAAUGCUGUGCAGGAUCAGUUCACUUCCAUGUUGAUCGAAAUGAACAACAACUCCUUCCCAGGGAUGUCUAGCAAUGCACUGCAGAUUCAAGUUAAUGCUAACAGACAUCUUAUAAAGGGGUUGGAGGACAAGUAUAAUGCAAUUGGGCAGAUAUGCUCAACCGACUGCAAAACCAACCUACCCACUGAUUCCAAAAAGCCAGAAGGUUUAGAUAGUCUUGUAAAGGACGUUAGUCUCUGCAGAAAUGAUCUGGAUGUCUUACGUUCUGAUUUUGUGAACAACAUAGCAAGGCUUCAUGCAUUAGAGGAUACUGUUAGAAUGUCACCUGAGAAGCAGUUUCUUAAUGCACAUAUACAGGACACCCACAAAAGAAUUAAUGCUUUGACUGACAAUGUUAACGGCUUGACUGGAGCUAUAACGGGAUUGGGAGACACAGUUAGCAAAUUUAGCCAAGACCUUCACACUUUGAACUCCACGUGUUGCCAGCAGGUAAGCAGUUCCCCCCUUUGGGUAGAAACUGGUAAACCAAGCCACAACCAGAUCGAGGAGCUAAAAGACCAAGUGGAUGCACUGAAGGCUCGAGUGACCACGGAAUUGAGCGUUUGUAAGUUCAACACAGCUGGAGUAGCUGAGGGUGUCUCAGCAGUGGACAACAGGGUGACUGCUCUUGAGAAGAUCUGUGGACGACUUGACGGUGAGAGGAACAAUAUCCAGGGCCCUUCAGGGGAAUUGGAGAGGAAGGUGGCACAGAUGAACAGCACUCUGGGCAGUCAUUCAGGAGCGAUCACAGCUCUUCAAAACUCCCUUCUGAAUUUUCAGAGUCAGCUAGCAGGAAUGGCUAGGCAAAUUCAUAAGGACCAUACAAGAAAAGAACAAGGACUGCCUGUUCAGCAGAAGAGACCCGUGUCUACCCCUUACACUCGAGCUCCAACACAACCCAUGAGACCCUAUGUUCCUCACAUCCACAUACCUUUGAUCAUACCACACAGAACAGUGCCAGCCCCCACUGUCCGUCCUCAUGUGCGCCAGCCACACGUCCCACACCAGCCCUACUUCCCUCAGCCACCAGGCAGCCCCAGGCAUCCCAUCCACCCCGUACAACCCCAUCAACCUGCCAUACACCAGCCAGUGGUGGUCACAGGGCAAGCCGGCCCACCUGGGUAUGUGCGCAGGGUCACACGGCAUCAAAGAUCUGAGGACUCAAAAACACAUUUGAAAGGAUUUGCAGGUGCUCCAGGUUAUCCUCCUGUCAAUCCUGUAUCAUAUAAUACCAAACAAUCGCAUCCAGAAGCUGCCCAUGUCCCAUGGAAUCCUGCAUAUCAAAGACCCAUCGCAACUCCAGUGUCCCAGCAGAACUCCUUGACGGAUCCAUUUUCUUUCUCUGCUGGCCUCACACGGCAGAUGUUCUCAGGGGACUUCGGUAUCAUUCACUUUGAUAGAGUGCUAGUCAAUGAUGGAGCUUUUUACAACCCCUCUACAGGGAUCUUCAGGGUGCCCGCGGACGGACGUUAUCUUGUGACUGCCGUUCUAACAGCUCCACAGGGUGAGCAUGCAGAAGCCGUGCUCUCAGUGUCCAAUCGCAGCGUGCAGAAGUUGAACACAGCAGGUUACUGGAGUGGCCACCCACGGCUGUCCCGAGAUCAGUGUGCGUGUGGGGGGUCUGCAUCCUUCAGCCUCAUCCUCCCACUCCGGCAAGGUAACACUGUGGCUUUGGUCCGCACCGCCGGGAAGUUGGCGAUCUCUGAAUCUAGAGAGAUCCUCUCCACCUUCAGCGCUAUAUUCCUCUACUCCCCUCAAGCCAAGAGAUAACCCCGCCACUGAGAGGAGUGCUAACCUGACUUAACGCAAGUCUAACCAUUCACAACGCUUCCUCAUUUAGAAAGGUGUGGUCACAUUUAGGGUUGUGCAGAUAGAUGAUCGUGUAUUGAUACUAUCCUAGGCCUAUAUAUGUGCAAUAUUUUAACCGAGCCCUCACAAACUUAGUUUAAUGCCACAGUUAUGUUAGAAUGCGUCUCAUUCUUGUUUCUGCAGCUGUGCGUGGGGCGCGCGGUCCGGAGUGCUGUAAGACUGAUGUAUCCAUUCAGUUUACCUUUACUCCAAAUAUAUGAACUUCCCUGUUUUAAAUAUUUUAUAUUUAACGUGGUCGUUUAUGUCCAAUAUUUAGUGUUAAACUGUUGGUCUUUAAAUAAAAUCGACUAUUGAUUUUCACCGUUGACUGAUUUUGCAGAACAUUUAGACUGAUAACUUCCGUGCGCAGCUGCGGCAAAUUUGUCACAGCACGCCCGGUAUGACAGUUGUGUCCGAUUAUAUAUGAACUAGCUGUUUUAAAUAUAGAAUUUUUAAAUUUAACAUGUUAGUUUAUCAGUAUGUUUGAAAGUAUAUUUUUCCAGUUAUUGGUGUUUCCAUAGGCUCACUCUCCCACACCUGUGUGGUUUAAAACACCAAAUAGAGUACAGAGAGGUUCUCUCCUGCCCUACCCGUGCACGAUAAUAUUGUGUAUCGUCGAUCUCAUGGGCUGAUGAUAUGACGAUUUGAAAAAGGGCCAUAUCGCCCAACACAAUUCACAUUAGCAAAAUUUCUGAUAAAUUUUCAACAAAGCUUGAAUCCACUGCGUAAUCUGCGCGGGAAAAACUUCCCAACCUUGUGGAUUCCUAUUGAAAUCACUGGAGUUCGCUUUUUGCGAAAAUUUAGUUGUGACCAAUGGUAAAUGUGACCACACCUUAAGACCUGUGACUAU
Messenger RNA from Cyprinus carpio (common carp), 4393 nucleotides. Its product is annotated as EMILIN-2-like. The record is from RefSeq and is a predicted model, not a curated record. Lineage: Eukaryota; Metazoa; Chordata; Actinopteri; Cypriniformes; Cyprinidae. Bases 187 to 3465 code for a protein of 1092 amino acids. Gene Ontology annotation, molecular function: protein binding. The transcript is spliced from 9 exons.